AUGGGCAGAAAAAUAAUGUGGAUAGAUGAGGACGCCCGCCCGCCCGACUCUGGGAACUACACGUGCGCGCCCUCGAACACGCCCUCGACGAGUCUCCGGGUCCACGUCCUCUAUGGCGAGGAACCGGCCGCGAUGCAGACCAACGGUUCAGGGACCAGCGCGGCUCACGCCCCCAGCCUGCCCUCCUUCCUCCUGGCCGCCGCCGUGGUCUUCCCCUUCCUAAUCCUCGGAGAUUUCCCCACAUACUUGGGGAACCCGGCCAUCCCCGAGGGCGCUAGGACUCCCAGCCACACGCCGAAGGACCUGUUGAUAAAAGUCCCGCCGAAGGACGACGAGGACCUGUUGCUGCGCGGGACGCCUUCCACUUGUGCGGACGAAGUGGCACUUUCGAGUACCUGAAGGAGAGAGGAAGGAGAGAGACGCCCGCCCUCCGGAGCAACGCAGGGAUCCCGCCAAGAUUCGAGGACAGCCUGAAGGGGGCUUUGUGCUGUCGCAGGGCACGAAGACCGGGGGUGACAGAGGGGCCCGCGCAGGAGG
Molecule: messenger RNA, 537 nt
Organism: Penaeus vannamei (Pacific white shrimp)
Lineage: Eukaryota; Metazoa; Arthropoda; Malacostraca; Decapoda; Penaeidae
Source: RefSeq, a predicted model, not a curated record